AUGGUGUGUGUUGAGGAUAUUCAAAUUCAGAAGGAGCAGUGUCUCACUUGGGAUGAACAAAUUGUCAUUCUUUCUCCAUGGAAUUUCAAUCCAUUUUCCCCAUUUGCACCAGUCACUGAGAAGCCACACGAAGGUGCAUUUAUCACAGAGGAUCCUCUUCAAGCUUUGAUUGGUGGUAAACUUAGAAAUCUACCAUGGUUGACAGGUGUUACUACAUCUGAGGGAUUAUAUCCUGCAGCACGCUUCCUUAAUGAUGAGGAACAGUUACAUGAAUUAGACACCAAGUUCAACGAAAUAGCACCAUUGGUAAUGCAUUACAAUUAUACAAUCAAACUAAAUGACUUGCCCAAGGUAAACAAAAUGAUACGAAAUUUCUAUCUUGGUAGCAAAACUAUUUCCAAAAACACAACCAAAGAAGUCACACAGAUGAUUGGUGAUCGCCUGUUCCAAGUACCAGCUGCAAGAGCUGUAGAGCUGCAGGCUCGCAAAAAUAAAUCUCCAGUGUAUCUCUAUAAAUUCAACUAUAGGGGAACUUACAGCUUGUCAGACAGGCUGUCACAUACAUAUAUUAAUUUUGGUGUAGCCCAUGCUGAUGAUGUUGGAUAUAUUCUUAAUACGUCAUACAUACCAAGAUUUGAAAAUCAAGAAGAAAAAGACAUGUCAAAUUUCUUACUUGAUAUGUGGAUCAACUUUAUGAGAAAUGGAAAUCCUAAUUCUGAAAAACAUAAUUUUGGCUGGACACCAACAAGUUCAACAGGAGCACAGAUAGACCUCCUGGAAAUUAAUAGUCCUACAAACUAUAACAUGACAGAGGAUUCAGACCUUGGACAUCUUAACUUUUGGAACAAAAUUCCAGACCAGAGAGCUAAAUACUUUCAUUCACCUUCUUAAUAACAACAGAAAACAACAAGUAAUCCAUUAGAAGUCACUACAGUUAUUCUAA
Molecule: messenger RNA, 943 nt
Organism: Schistocerca nitens (vagrant locust)
Lineage: Eukaryota; Metazoa; Arthropoda; Insecta; Orthoptera; Acrididae
Product: venom carboxylesterase-6-like
Exons: 6
Coding region: 1-891 (296 amino acids)
Source: RefSeq, a predicted model, not a curated record